UCGGUUACCGCCCCUCAAAAAACCAAGUUCCUGCUGUCUGAGGGAGACGUCGCACAACCCUCCCAAUUACGGGAUAUUGCACAAGCUGCAUGCCAAUCAUUCCAAACUUGUCCUGAAGCACAUAUUCCAAGAUUAUCAUCGGAAAUUCAAGAAGAAUGCCAAAAGCGAAGGGCGUCCCAGUUUCGGAAGAAUCAAGCUGAUGCGGUGAGAACAUUCACACGAGAGCUCGGAAGCCAAUGGCCGUGCGAGAGACCUAGAACGCCAGCCAGUGAAGCCACUACCAGAUACAUCAAAGUUUCGAAAGCUAUGACUGAGGUGUUGGAAAAAUUCAAGGUCUGGCACGACAAUCUCUGCUUUUACGAGUACCUGGAAAACACUACCGCGAUACUUGCACGA
Lindgomyces ingoldianus is the source of this 396-nucleotide messenger RNA. RefSeq lists its product as uncharacterized. The annotation marks the transcript as partial. NCBI's taxonomy places the organism in Eukaryota, Fungi, Ascomycota, Dothideomycetes, Pleosporales, Lindgomycetaceae. The record is from RefSeq and is a predicted model, not a curated record. The transcript has a single exon.